CAAAUGUUGCUUGGUUCUGUAGCCUAAAGUCGAAUAAAUAAGUAAAAAAAAAGAGACUCUUUGGUAUCGCUUGAUAGUUACACACUCAACGAACAUCAUGCUAAAUACUUGCAAAACGCAUAUAAAUUCAACCUUGCCCUUAUUUUGAUUCUUUUUCUUUAAAUAUGUCUUCUUUACCUUUCCCUAUCACUUUACCUACCUUAGCUGACUCUCAAGUUACCCGCUUAAACGCCAAGUCUCCUGAAGACGUUGUUGUUGUUUCUGCUCUUCGUACUGCCCUUGCUAAAGGACGUAAAGGUGGCUUCAAAGACGUCCUUGCUGAUGAGCUUUUAAUGCAUGUUCUCAAGGCUACGAUUGAAAAGACUGGUAUUGAUCCUGCCUUGGUUGAAGAUAUCACUGUCGGUAAUGUUUGUGCUGCAGGUGGUCUUGCUACACCCUCUCGUAUGGCUUCACUUGCUGCUGGAUUUCCUGAAACUACUUCUGUUAGCACUUUGAACCGCCAAUGUUCUUCUGGUCUUCAAGCUUGUGUUCAAAUUGCCACUGCUAUUCAAGCUGGUUUGAUUGAAGUUGGUAUUGGUGCAGGUGUUGAAUCCAUGACUUCUGAUUAUUUUAACCGUGAUAUUCCUUUGUCCGAGAAAUUAUCUCAAGUGCCUGUUGUUGCUGAUUGUAAAUUGCCAAUGGGUAUCACAUCUGAAAACGUAGCUGCUGACUAUGGUCUCACUCGUGAAGAGCAGGAUCUCUUCUCUGUAGAAUCUCACAAGAAGGCUGCUGCUGCACAAAAAGCCGGUCUUUUCAAGGAAGAAAUUGUCCCUCUCACUGUGACUACGCUUGAUAAAGAUGGUAAGCCCAAGACAAUUGUUGUGGACCAAGAUGAAGGUAUUCGUGCUUCUUCUACUGUUGAAGGUCUUGGUAAGUUGAAGCCUGCCUUUAUCCCCACUGGUAGUACCACUGCUGGUAAUGCUUCUCAAAUCUCUGAUGGUGCUGCUGCUGUUCUCUUGAUGAAGCGCAAGACUGCUCAAAAGUUAGGCUUGCCUAUUCUUGGUAGAUACAUUACUUCUUGUGCUGUUGGUGUUCCUCCCCGUGUGAUGGGCGUUGGUCCUGCCUAUGCUAUUCCCGUUGCUUUGGAACGUGCAGGCCUUAAGGUUUCUGAUGUCGAUAUUUUUGAAAUUAAUGAAGCUUUUGCCUCUCAAGCUCUCUAUACUGUCAAGAUUCUUGGUAUUCCACAAGAAAAGGUGAACCCUAAGGGUGGUGCUAUUGCUAUUGGUCAUCCUUUGGGUUGUACAGGUGCCCGUCAAGUGGCUACCUUGUUCCCUGAACUGAAGCGCCAAAAUAAGCGUAUUGGUGUCACUAGUAUGUGUAUUGGUAGUGGCAUGGGUAUGGCUGCUGUUUGGGAAAGCGAAUAGAUCUGAUGUGUAGGACUCUUUUUAAAUGUAUAGUAUUUGUAAAAUAAACCAUGAUUUAGGUACGCGAGACUCAAUGUAACG
This is a messenger RNA of Gilbertella persicaria, 1484 nucleotides long. RefSeq names its product Thiolase, N-terminal domain-containing protein. Gene Ontology annotation, molecular function: acetyl-CoA C-acyltransferase activity. Gene Ontology annotation, biological process: phenylacetate catabolic process; fatty acid beta-oxidation. The transcript is spliced from 4 exons. The record is from RefSeq and is a predicted model, not a curated record. The coding region runs from base 165 to 1403 and encodes 412 amino acids. Lineage: Eukaryota; Fungi; Mucoromycota; Mucoromycetes; Mucorales; Choanephoraceae. Gene Ontology annotation, cellular component: peroxisome.